CAGAUUAUGAUGUGGAUGCAAGCUUUUUCUUUGUCAGGGUGCAUGUAAGCAGCUAUAUUGAUACUGGUGAACACAUUUCCACUUUCACUAGCUGCAUGUUUUGAGCGAAAAACCUUAAGGUGCCACACAGCCAUUAAGUUACAAUUCUGCCCACCUGACUCAAAAAUAUAUUUAUGGGCAUGACAGAACCCAAUCUAUAGAGCUCACGAUUGCUUUAAAGUCGAUCUGUUUCCAGGCAUCAUGUCCCACUUUGAGUUUAUCAUACCCAUCCAGCGUGACGAGCUGCAGCAGCCGCGUGAGGCUGGAAGCUAUGUGGUCAGGCACGUGUAUGAGCCAUCAGAGCUGCAGUCAUCUGUACAUGAUCUUGUCGUCGCCCUGUCAACGGAUCGCAGCGAACUUGCCCUGGAGAAGUUCGACGUGCUGUACAGUUCCAUCAUUCAUUUUUCAUCCCUGAAGACUGCAGACCAGGAGCAGAUAUGGGAAAUAGUGAACAAAGGUUACGUGUACCUGACUGCCGACCUCUCGGCGCUGCUGGAGUCCGAGUCACUUGACCACGAGACGCGGCUCAAACAUCUGAACAUGCUCAAGAUGUCGACGUACGUGCUGUGCCAGCUGGCGGGCGCCUUCGAAGACGCGGCGCAGCGGCCGGCAGACGUGCUUAUGGCCAACAAGGGUCGGAAGCGCGGCGGGCGUCCGGCGGCUGACGAGGGCGACUGGGACGCGCAGCGACUGCGCGUCCUCCGCCAGCUGUACGCCGUGCUCCAGCUGCGCCUGCGCACGCUCUGGCAGCCGCCCGUGCCCGACGAGGAGUUUGUCAACACCAUCGGCAACGUCUGCUACCACUUCCUUGCGCUGCCCAGUGUUGGCCACGUGCGCAACAAGACGCUGCUGGAGAGCAUCAGCCAGGUGCUGGGCGCUCUGGUGCGCUCUUACGGGCACGCGCUCAGCUGCGGUCUCAAGAUGGUGCAGAUCCUGCAGCAGUACGAGCACGCGCCGGCGCCUCUGGCGCAGUGCGUGGUCACCAUCGCCACCGAGUUUGGCGGCCGCGGCCUCGUGAACGAGCUGGUGCGCGAGAUCGCUGGCACGGACGCCGCCGAGCUGACCAAGGACGGCUCGGCCACGCGCCACUACGCCGAGUUCCUCAGCCUGGUGGCCGUGCAGGCGCCGGACCUGGUGCUCAACAACAUCUGCCUGCUCAUCGGUCAUCUGGACGGCGAGUCACAUCUGAUGACCGGUGCUGCAGAUCUGGGCGACAAGUCGAGCAACGUGCGCCGCGCCGCCCUCCAGCUGGUCACCGCGCUACUGCAGGCCAACCCGUUCGCCGCCAAGCUGCCCGUGGCUGAGUUAGAGGAGCAGUAUCGCACGGAAAAGGCAAAGCUGGCUGAGCUGGGCGUGGAUGAGGAGGAAGAAGAGGGGAAAGAGGAGGAGAAAGAGGAGGAGGAGGAGGAGGGCGCGAGUGAUGACUCAGGGGGCGGCGACGCCUCGCCGCUGCUGGCGGGCCGCGAGCGUCUGCUGGCACUGCUGUCGGCCGACGGCGGACUCGCGGAGGCUGCCCGUCUGCUGCUGGCAGAGCCGCGCCUGCUACCGGGCCUGGCGCCGGACACAGACGACACAGAGGACACAGCCGACAGGCCGGACAUAGAGGACAGGUAA
Pollicipes pollicipes is the source of this 1653-nucleotide messenger RNA. Its product is annotated as condensin complex subunit 1. NCBI's taxonomy places the organism in Eukaryota, Metazoa, Arthropoda, Thecostraca, Pollicipedomorpha, Pollicipedidae. Gene Ontology annotation, molecular function: histone binding. The record is from RefSeq and is a predicted model, not a curated record. Bases 241 to 1653 code for a protein of 470 amino acids. Gene Ontology annotation, cellular component: condensin complex; condensed chromosome, centromeric region. The transcript is spliced from 11 exons. Gene Ontology annotation, biological process: mitotic chromosome condensation; meiotic chromosome condensation.